Brassica oleracea var. oleracea is the source of this 1985-nucleotide messenger RNA. Its product is annotated as 4-coumarate--CoA ligase-like 9. The coding region runs from base 88 to 1767 and encodes 559 amino acids. The record is from RefSeq and is a predicted model, not a curated record. Lineage: Eukaryota; Viridiplantae; Streptophyta; Magnoliopsida; Brassicales; Brassicaceae. The transcript has 6 exons. Gene Ontology annotation, molecular function: CoA-ligase activity.
AAUUUAAUCGACGUGAUCAUAAUUGAAAAACAUCGCUUCUGUCAAACACUAUCCGCCAAACAAAAAAGACCACCCCACCGCCAAACAAUGGAGAAGACGAAGAAGAGCAACCACAGCCGUACGAUUGACCUUCUCUCCGGCUACGAUCAACGGACAGGAAUCUACCACAGCCUUCGCUCCUCUCUCUCCUUACCUCCCAUCGACCAACCUCUCUCCGCAUCCGAGUACGUCCUCUCCCUCCUCGGCACCUCCUCGCCGCCCGCCACCGCCGGAAAAAACAUUGAAUCCCUUACUUACCUCGUCAACGCGAACUCCGGCGAGAGUCUAACUUACGGAGAGCUUCUCCGUAAGGUUCGCUCUCUCGCUGCGACUCUCCGGGAGCGGUUUACCUCCGGAGACGUCGCGUUUAUCCUCUCCCCGGCUUCGCUGCACGUUCCGGUGGUUUAUUUAGCUUUAAUGUCGAUCGGAGUUGUGAUCUCUCCGGCGAAUCCGAUCGGAUCUGAGGUGGAGGUGAGUCACCAAGUCGAAGUCAGCAAACCGGUGAUCGCCUUCGCCACGUCGGAGACCGUUAAUAAACUCCGUUCCGGUUCAUUCCCUCUCGGAGUCGUUUUAAUUGACUCUCCCGAGUUUCUCUCCUGGUUAACUAAACCGGAAUUGGAUAAUCCGAUUCCGGUUCGGGUUAACCAAACCGACACUGCAGCGAUUCUCUUCUCGUCCGGGACCACGGGGAAAGUCAAAGGCGUUCUCCUCACUCACCGCAACGUAAUCGCGUCAACGGCUGUCUCUCACCAACGAGCGGUCAACGAUCCCGUUGACUACGACCGCGUUGGACUCUUCCCUCUGCCGUUAUUCCACGUGUUCGGCUUCGCGAUGAUGAUCAGAGCCAUCUCGCUAGGAGAGAAGCUUGUGCUUCUCGGGAGGUUUGAGCUCGAGGCGAUGAUGAAGGCCGUGGAGAAGUAUAAGGUCACUGGUAUGCCUGUUUCUCCGCCGUUGAUCGUGGCGUUGGUUAAGUCGGAGCUGACGAGGAAGUACGAUCUUAGUUCGUUGCGUUCGUUAGGAUGCGGCGGUGCUCCGCUUGGUAAAGAUAUCGCCGAGAGGUUUAAGCGGAAGUUCCCAGGCGUUGACAUUGUUCAGGGCUAUGGCUUGACGGAGAGUACUGGGCAAGCAGCGGCGACGUCUGGACCAGAAGAGAUGGUUAGAUACGGAUCGGUUGGUCGUAUAUCUGAGAAUAUGGAAGCGAAAAUCGUAGAUCCAUCCACCGGAGAAGCAUUACCACCGGGGAAGAACGGUGAGCUUUGGCUCCGAGGACCAGUCAUCAUGAAAGGUUAUGUGGAGAAUGAGAAAGCAACUGCUGAGACGUUAGAUCAAGAAGGGUGGUUAAAGACUGGUGAUCUUUGUUACAUUGAUCAUGAAGGGUUUUUAUAUAUUGUUGAUCGGCUAAAAGAACUUAUCAAAUAUAAGGCUUAUCAGGUCCCACCGGUAGAAUUGGAGCAGAUUCUUCAGUCGAAUCCGGACGUGGUUGAUGCUGCAGUUGUUCCGUUUCCGGACGAGGAUGCCGGAGAGAUUCCAAUGGCUUUCAUAGUGAGAAAACCAGGAAGCAAUCUCAACGAAGCUCAAAUCAUUGACUUUGUAGCUAAACAAGUUGCUCCGUAUAAGAAAGUAAGAAGAGUUGCUUUCAUAAACGCGAUUCCCAAAAACCCUGCUGGCAAGAUUCUGCGUCGGGGGCUUACUAAAAUCGCCGUGGAUGGCAACAAGUCUAAGCUUUGAGAUAACCGGCUGGCUUAUACAUGAUUCCAUCGGUUCUCAGUGAAAUAUGGACCCGGUUUGGAAGAAAUUCUCCAUUUACCGCUUCAAUUUUAUCCCAUACAUAUCUGUAGUUUCUUGCAUUUUAUUGGUUGGUCUGUUGAAUAAGCAAGUAGUAAAGUGAGCGGUUUGUAUUCUCAUUAAUAUGAUUUAAAUCAAGUAUAGACCGUUCGAUCAACCAA